AUGUCGAUUCUACAUUUAGAACCAGGAUUUGAAUUCAUUCCCACUGAUACCGAGCUCCUCCAAUUUCUCAAAGACAAGAUUUUGGGUCAUCUCGAUCAACUUACUUCUGGCUUUAUCCCUGACCAUAUCAAUCCCUACGGUUACGACCCUAUCAGACUUCCCAAAGGUAAUCACUUUAACCGUACAAAUCAGGCUUAUUUCUUUACCCACAAAAACCAGAACCGAACUCUAAAAAAUGGUUUCUGGAGGAAGGCUUCUACUUUGCCCGAGGAGAUCAACAGUGCAGGCAAAAUUCUAGGGUUAAAGGAGCAGUUUGAUUUCUUUUGGUUAAUUGGAAAUGAGACAGUCGAAACCAGUUGGACUAUGCGUGAGUAUAAUGUAAACCCAGCCAUAUUUUCAGAUGAUGAGCGCGAAGCUAUUGGGAAUGAGAUGGAAAGCUGUAUAGUGUGUGCAAUUCAGUAUAAGAAGGUCUCAUUCUUCUCAUGUGGAGAAGAAUCUGAUGCAGCAGCGGAUAUGGAGGAAGAGAUCGAGGCGGGCAUGACUCAUCCUAAGCAGCUCCGGCGUUCCAAGCGGAUCCAAGAGAGGUUGGCGUCCCAUCCACCUCAGCGCUAA
Telopea speciosissima is the source of this 612-nucleotide messenger RNA. RefSeq names its product NAC domain-containing protein 1-like. Gene Ontology annotation, molecular function: DNA binding. NCBI's taxonomy places the organism in Eukaryota, Viridiplantae, Streptophyta, Magnoliopsida, Proteales, Proteaceae. The transcript has 3 exons. Gene Ontology annotation, biological process: regulation of DNA-templated transcription; system development. The record is from RefSeq and is a predicted model, not a curated record. The coding region runs from base 1 to 612 and encodes 203 amino acids.